Messenger RNA from Limanda limanda (common dab), 1869 nucleotides. RefSeq names its product solute carrier family 35 member E4 (gene slc35e4). Gene Ontology annotation, cellular component: Golgi apparatus. The transcript has 3 exons. The record is from RefSeq and is a predicted model, not a curated record. NCBI's taxonomy places the organism in Eukaryota, Metazoa, Chordata, Actinopteri, Pleuronectiformes, Pleuronectidae. Gene Ontology annotation, molecular function: antiporter activity. The coding region runs from base 45 to 1160 and encodes 371 amino acids.
UCAAUGGACUCGUCAGUGAGACAAGGGAGGACCAUGAUGCGAGCAUGAUCAGCGCCGAUGGCUUCUCCAAACGCGAGGCGACUCUGCGGGAGGGAGGCAGGAGGCGGCCCCCCGCGGAGAUGCUCCACCUGCUGACAGCUGUGAUCGUGUGGCUGGUGACGGGCACCACCAUCUCCAGCCUCAACAAAUGGAUCUUCGCCGUGUACAACUUCAGGUACCCGCUGCUGCUGUCCGCCCUGCACAUGCUCACGGCCAUCGUGGUGGACUACGGGCUCAUCAAGCUGCGGGUGAUGCACCAGAAAGGUGCUGGAGAGAAGGAGCUGACCACCAACGCCAAGUGCAAGGUGUUUCUGCUGAGUCUGACAUUCUGCGCUAGUAUCGCCUUCGGGAACAUGGGCCUGAACCAGGUCCAGCUGUCGUUUGCACAGAUGAUCUACACGACCACUCCGCUCUUCACCCUCGCCAUCUCCGCCCUGAUACUGGGCAAGCACCAUCACAUCCUCAAGUACACAGCCAUGAUGCCCAUCUGCCUGGGAGCCUCCUUCAGCAUCAUGGGGGAGGUCCAGUACGACCAGACCGGCUGCUUCUUUGUGUUUGCUGCGACCAUGUUGAGGGGUGUCAAGUCCAUUCAGCAGAGCAUCCUACUUCAGGAGGAGAAAAUCAACUCUGUGUUCCUGCUCUACAUGAUGUCCAUUCCUAGCUUCUGCAUCUUGAGUGUGGCAGCUCUGACCUGUGAGAACUGGACUCUGAUGGAAUCGCCGAUGCAUUACGACCGCCACCUGUGGGUCUUCAUCCUGCUCAGCUGCCUGGGCUCAGUCAUGUACAACCUGGCCAGCUCGUGCGUCAUCACGCUCACCUCGGCCGUCACCCUGCACAUCCUGGGCAACCUGAGCGUGGUGGGGAACCUGCUGUUGUCCCAGCUGCUCUUCGGCAGCGAGCUGUCCGCCCUCAGCUGCGCGGGAGUGGUGUUGACGCUCUCCGGCAUGCUCAUCUAUCAGAACUCUGAGUUUAUCGUCAGCUGUUUUGACGCACAUAAGGCCAAAGCGAAAGGGUCCGGACAGGUGGACGGUCACAGUGCAUGUAGAGAGGAAUCUUGCGCAUCUGAACCAACGUAUCAUCAGCAGAGAUCAGACGGCAAAGAAGAAAACAAGAUGGACUGAGGUGAAAGGAUGAAGGAGAGAGUAAUAUGCUGAAGGGAAAAAAAAGCUAAAAACCCUGGCUGGAGGGAGUGUGACCUUAUAAGGCCAUUAACACUGAUGAUGUUACAGAUCUUUUAUUUCAACGUUAUUAUUUUUAACUUCCACACUGUUCCAAUUUAUCUCUCCUCUGGUCACACAGAACUCCAGGCCUCAGAGAAGAGAAGUUUGCCUUUUAUUUCUCACGGUGAUGGUUAACUUCCCUCCUUCAUCUGUACCUAACCUGUGUCGGUAUAUGCAUGCAAGAGCACACUCAACUGUUCAGUACCUCACAGGGUAUCCACACCAUCACUCACACUACACUGUGAAAUAGUCUCAUUUGCAGAGGGCUCUAAUCAAGGAUUCUCGGUGGCUGACGUGGACAUUGUUAGCCUCAGAGUGGGCACUAUUUUUAGUAAGAAAGAAAAAAAUAUAUAUAUGGUACUUUUACCUGACAUUCACCUGGCCCUAUCAUGUUAGGGGACCGGGGUUGUUCGGCAGCUUUUUUUAAAACAUUUGAUUUCAUGUUUUUGUUGGUAUGUGAUGCAGGACGCUUGUCAAAUAGAGACACCGCAGUUGUUGCUGUUACGGCUAAAACCUUUUGCUGAAGGCGAAAUUUACAACAACUGUCAAAGCCAACAUUUCUGUGCAAUGAGACGCCUCUUCUCCUCCACUUAAGCACAUUUUUUAAGAA